Molecule: messenger RNA, 15447 nt
Organism: Phalacrocorax carbo (great cormorant)
Lineage: Eukaryota; Metazoa; Chordata; Aves; Suliformes; Phalacrocoracidae
Source: RefSeq, a predicted model, not a curated record
GAUUCCUUGCCUUUGAAGACAGUCUUCUCAUGAAAUAUUUGUUGAAGCAAAUAUCUUGCAGCUAAACUGAUUUCUAAAUAAAAACUUCAUAUAUGUCUUGUGUCACUAGUUUGAACAAAAAUUGCAAAGUAAAAUUUGGAAGAAGGCCAAACCCAUUUGCAUAGCCAUUUAAAGAAAAUUAGUGCAAAUACAUUACCAGUGGUACCUGGCACCAUGUAAGCAGACGAAAGGAACCAUUAGUGUUGGACACAAUAUGAAAGAAAAGAAUCUUCCUGCACGCGUAUUAAGAAUACUAUAGAAGAGCAGUGUUUUUAAAGAUAAGUAGCAAAUAAAGUUAUUGCGAAAAGCAAAGGUUGGCUGCCCGCUGUGAUUGUGAUGGAUCAGAGUCCACAGGAGGCUCUUUAGUUGGAGAAAGACCAUAGCUAACAAAAUUCUUAAAUUGUAGAGGGAGAGAGCGCUCUUACUUUUAUUAUGUUGUGGUGCAGUAUCAAGUACAGUGGGAGCCCUGGUCUGUUGGGCAUCCGAGCAUUACUGGCAGUGUUAUUGCUGCCUGUACUUGAUAAAGAACAGAUCCCCCUAUUGUAAUGGCGUAGUGGAAUGACUUCUAGGAAAUCCCUUUGGUUGUAAAUAACUAAAAAAUAAAACACAGGCCCAAAGAUCUACCUGUCUAAAAUCUGAGUAAAAUACACAAAAGGGAGAUUGACUAACACAAAUCCUCUCUUGCGGAUAAUAUAGGCUGUGGAUAAUAGUUAAUGUACAAAAAUAUAAAAAUUGUUACUCAUAAAGCUAUUUUAAGCGUUAAGUAGGACUUGAAAGAGGGACUGAAUUCAGCUAAGGGAGAAGGAGGAAGAGUUAUGUAUUUGUGGUGUCUUCCCCAGCUCUCAUGAGUGAUGUAAGUAUAUUAAGAACUGUGACUAUAUAAAUAUCUUGGCUGCCAUACAAGUGCCCUACAUAGUGUUUGGAAAUGAGGGAACUGAACAGUGUAGGUGUUGAACCAGCUUUAGAUGUUUUACCUUCCUUUUUCCCAGGCACAAAAAUAUGGACCUAAGAAUGGCGUAUCAGCUCAGACCAAAGAGUUGGAAGAAUCCAGGGAUUUCAUGCUUUGAAUGACGGGCGUCUUACAAGAUUACCACAGCUAAAUUGAAAAGGCAGAUGCAGCUCUGAGUACCAGAUUGAGCUUGGGUGUGCACUGCAUGUACACGAAAACGCACAUGUUUUUGUCAUCACGUAGAGUUACUCUUGCAUAUUCCUGAGAGCUUUGCAAUUGAUGAAAAUUAAUUUGAGAACCAGAUGGAGCACCUUCAUAGCACAGGAAUCAGUAACCCAUGGAAAGACACCUGCCAGUAAUGUUCAACUUUCUACAUGGUCUUUACUGGUGAAAAAAGUUUGCAAGAAGAGGAAGAAAAAACACACUCUGCACAGGAAACGCCUAAUAAAUACCUCCACAAUCUAAAUCAAUAGCUGCGAGGGAAACAGAAGAAUACAGAGGGUAGAGGAAACUGAUUUUGUUACUGCAGAGGAAUAAUGUGUGGUCUUUGGCACAUUUUGCUUUGGGCUCAAUAGAUUGUGAAUGGACUAAUAAAUCGUGACCAUAUGUUGAGUAAUGAUGACUGGAAGUAAAUAAGUUGAGGAACUAUGGGACAAGUCUGGGCAUUGAACUGAGCAAAUCUCAUCGUCCUUCUUGAGUUAACCAGGUCAUCAAACUUGCAUAUUCUUUCUUCCUCUCCUUUUUCCUCUUUUCACUUAGUGUGGUAUAAAUACUAAUUAAUUGAGCUCAUAAAUGUUAUUCAAAUAAAACAAUUGGAAUACUUCAUAUGUUUCCUUCUUGUACAGCUGCAAAUGUUGUGUCUGGAACUAUGAAUCUGUGCUGUAGACAAGCAUCAAGAAGGAAAGAUCCGCUCAAACAAGCAAGGAAAAUACUUAGAGAAAUAGUGAACCCAGGAAGUCAGAUUUUUAAUGCUGCUUCUCUUUCUUUUUUAGAUGAUUAUAUUUCUUCCUUCCUUGAAUUUUAGAAGAUUUUGAAAGAGUGCUUACUUGAUGUGCUUUAAUUCUGGCAUUUGUUUUUUACGGUAGGAUGAAAAGUCUGUGAUUCCUUGUAGCAAAAAAAAAAAAAAAAAAGGGAAAAGUAAAGGAAAAACAGCUUGACAUUUUAGCCUGUUUCAGAGGAGAGAAAACUUCAUGGUUCACCUGAGGCAAACUUAUCUGCUUUGAGAGCUAAAAGCUUUAGAGCAUUUUUGAUUCUGCUAUAAAUGAAGAGGGGGUUUCUUUUUCAUUCGUGUGUGGCAGCAAAAAGUGGGAAAGCAGGCAAGAUAGCGUGAUAAACAGUUCAGGCUGUGUUGGGUCUCUGGUGGAAAAAAAGUGCUGCAAUGAAAAUUGGAUUGGCUUUGGAUUGCAAAAACUUUUGAGUCCAACAAGCAGUUCAGUACCAAGAGGGAUUUCCCAGCUGGCCUGGCACACCAGUGCCUGCACAAGUUCGGGUCUGUUGUUUCGCACGGUUUGUGUGCCUUUUUUUCCCUUUAUGCAAUCUCUUUCAGCUUUAGCAGCAGAAAUACAUCAGAUGGAAAAGAUAUGCCAGAGGGCAGCUUGGAAAAGAUGAAUGUCAUAUAUAUACAUAUAUAUGUAUGUGCGUGUGUUUAAAUUUCUGCAACUGAACUUUUGAAGAAAAUCUGACUGGAGGAAAUCUUAAAAGCCUUAAGUUACUUGAAACCUACACAUUUGCAACUCUUUGUCUCUGGAAUUGCAUUACGCUAAACUGGAAUCUCAGGCUGUAUAAAGAUUAUAUCAAGUUGAGCAAAAAGAUGACUUAACCAUUUCUUGAGCGCCUCUUAUGAAGUAGCUGUUUCUCCAAAGGAUAAGUGCACCCUCACUCUACAGACUCAAAAACAAAAAUGAACCUGAAUUUUUUUUUAAGUGUUACUUUUUCUUAGCCAACUGCCAUCAUCUUUUAUAGAGGAAUUUUUCACUAUGCAUUUGGUGGAUAUUUAUAAACACUGACCCCAUCUUCCUCCCUUUCAAUGAUCUAUCCCAGGUCAGUCUUAUCAAUAAAAAAAAAAAUUGGUUUAAAUUUUGUGCACUAGACAUAUUACUUUCUUAUGUCAAAAAAUAAAAUAUUUAAAAAGCAUGUAUGCAGCAGUGGAACAUGGGCCUGUUCUUUGCAGCGAUUCCAACAUCCUCUGCCUCUCCUGGAAAGGCAGAGUCCCCAAAAGUGAGAAGGAGAAACCAGUGUGCAGGAGGCGGUACUAUGAGGAAGGCUGGUUGGCAACAGGCAAUGGCAGAGGAGUUGUAGGCGUCACUUUUACUUCCAGCCAUUGCAGGAGGGACCGGAACACCCCUCAGAGAAUCAACUUCAAUUUGAGGGGCCACAACAGUGAGGUUGUGCUGGUGAGAUGGAACGAACCAUUCCAGAAAUUAGCAACCUGCGAUGCAGAUGGAGGAAUAUUUGUUUGGAUACAAUAUGAAGGCAGAUGGUCUGUGGAGCUUGUGAAUGAUCGAGGGGCACAGGUAAGCGACUUUACAUGGAGCCAUGAUGGGACUCAAGCACUUAUCUCCUAUAGAGAUGGAUUUGUGCUGGUCGGUUCAGUCAGCGGGCAAAGACACUGGUCUUCAGAAAUAAACUUGGAGAGUCAGAUCACCUGUGGCAUAUGGACUCCAGAUGACCAACAGGUGCUGUUUGGCACUGCUGAUGGACAAGUUAUUGUCAUGGACUGCCAUGGCCGAAUGCUGGCCCAUGUGCUCCUUCAUGAGUCAGAUGGCAUCCUCAGCAUGUCCUGGAACUACCCCAGCUUCCUGGUGGAGGACAGCAGCGAGAGCGACACAGACUCCGAUGACUAUUCCCCACCACAAGAUGGACCAGCUGCCUAUCCAGUCCCCGUGCAGAACACCAAGCCACUACUUACUGUCAGUUUCACGUCGGGAGACAUCAGUUUAAUGAACAAUUAUGAUGACUUGUCUCCUACUAUCAUCCGCUCAGGGUUGAAAGAUGUGGUGGUACAGUGGUGUACACAAGGAGACCUACUUGCAGUAGCAGGCAUGGAGAAGCAAAGCCAGCUAGUUGACCUCAGCAAUGGUUCCCUGUUGAAAAGCGCACUUGUCAAGUUCUACAACGUGCGCGGGGAACAUAUCUAUACUCUGGAGACACCUGUGCAGCGUCCCAUCAUCUCAAUCUGUUGGGGUCACAGGGAUUCCCGCCUGCUGAUGGCUUCCGGACCUGCAUUAUACGUUGUCAGAGUCGAGCACAGGGUCUCCAGUCUGCAGCUGCUGUGCCAGCAGACCAUCGCUAGCUGUCUGCGGGAUGACAAGGAUAUCAGCAAACUGACCCUGCCCCCUCGGCUCUGCUCGUACCUCACCACUGCCUUUAUACCAACAAUCAAGCCUCCUAUCCCAGACCCGAACAAUAUGAGAGAUUUUGUCAGCUACCCAACAGCUGGUAAUGAACGGCUUCACUGCACAAUGAAGCGGACAGAAGAUGACCCAGAGGUCGGUGGUCCAUGUUAUACUCUGUACCUGGAAUACCUUGGGGGACUGGUGCCUAUCCUGAAAGGACGUCGUAUCAGCAAGUUGCGGCCAGAGUUUGUCAUCAUGGAUCCUAAAACAGAUGGAAAAGCAGAUGAAAUCUAUGGAAACAGCUUGAUUUCCACUGUGAUUGACAGCUGCAACUGCUCGGACUCCAGCGAUAUUGAACUGAGUGAUGACUGGGCAGCAAAGAAAUCUCCCAAAAUCAGUCGAGCUAGCAAAUCACCCAAACUCCCCAGAAUCAAUAUUGAAGCUCGCAAAUCUCCAAAGAUGUCACGAGCUGCGCAGGAGAUAUCAAGAUCACCAAGAUUACCAAUAAGAAAACCUUCUAUUGGUUCACCAAGCCUAACCCGAAGAGAGUUUCCUUUAGAAGAUAUUACUCAGCACAACUACCUUGCUCAGGUCACAUCUAAUAUCUGGGGAACAAAAUUUAAAAUUGUGGGUUUGGCUGCUUUCCUACCAACUAACCUUGGUGCAGUAAUAUAUAAAACCAGUUUGCUGCAUCUUCAGCCCAGGCAGAUGACAAUAUAUCUCCCGGAAGUGCGGAAGAUUUCAAUGGACUACAUUAACCUUCCUGUCUUUAAUCCAAAUGUUUUCAGCGAAGACGAAGAUGAUUUACCGGUGCCCGGUGCCCCUGGUGCCCCUGCCAGCAGUCCGCCGUGCACCGUCAACAUCCCCAUCGCCCCCAUCCACAGCUCUGCCCAGGCCAUGUCGCCCACACAGAGCAUCGGCCUGGUCCAGUCACUUCUGGCCAAUCAGAACGUGCAGCUGGACGUGCUGGCCAAUCCGCCGGCAGAAGCAGGGGGCGAAGGGGCGGGGCCCUUCCCGGGGGUGCCGGGCCGCUUUCCUGGCCCCGGGGCUGGGGCGCUGGCUGGGGGGGAGCUGGGUCGUGCCCCUCCCGUGCCCCCCACCCUUGCCCCGCUGCCCCCCACACCCCCUGCCAUUGCCCUGGCCGACCUGCGGGACCAUAGCGACCGUGAGCACGAGCCCCCACCCAAGGCCAAGGCCCCGCGGCCGGGACCUCAGCUGGUGGAAGGGGACGCCGUCAUCUUUGGGGCCACCCAGGAGCUGCAGCUGACCAAGAUGAACCCUCCACCGCCCUACCCUGGCACAAUCCCUGCUGCACCUACGGCCGCCCCACCGCCUCCACCCGGCCCCCCGCAGCCACCCCUCGACCUCUGUCUGAAAAAGGGGGAAUUCUCCCUCUACCCAGCAGGGCACUACCAGACACCCCUGGGGUAUGAGCGGAUAACAACUUUUGACAGCAGUGGGAAUGUGGAGGAGGUGUGCCGGCCUCGCACCAGGAUGCUCUGUGCCCAGAGCACCUACACCCUGCCAGGGCCCGGCAGCUCCGCCACCUUGCGCAUCACCGCCUCUGAGAAGAAAAUGCAGCAGCCCUGCACCAGCGCCACCCUGAAUCGGCUCACAGUCCCCCGUUACUCCAUCCCAACUGGGGACCCACCGCCCUACCCUGAUAUUGCCAGCCAGCUGUCCCAGGGCAGAAGCAUCACGCAGAGGCUGGACAGCAGUAUCAUUCAUGCAACUCUGCGGAGGAACAGCAGAGAGGCAGCCCUGAAAAUGGCUCAGCUGGUGGACAGUCAGAGAGCCACCUUGCAACUUCCCCCGAAGGCCAAGAGCAGUGUUGUGACAGCGCAAUACCAGCAGAGAGUACCCACCGCCCUGUACACCUGCAGUCAGUGCAGCAGUGGCGGCAGCAACGCAAGCGCUGGUGGUGUGGGCAACAUCACUAGUGCCAACGCUAGUAGCAGCACUUCCAGUAUUGGUGGCAUGAGACCUGAUCUGAGCACGGCGAGUGGCUCCCAGCACAGCUCUGUCAUCGCUCACUCUGUCAGUACUUCGCCUCUGGCCUCCCAGUCCUCUUACAGCUUGCUGAGCCCACCUGACAAUUCCCGUGACCGAGCAGAUUAUAUCAACUCUGCCUUCACGGAGGAUGAGGCCCUUUCUCAGCAUUGCCCAGUAGAGAAGUCAAUACGGCAUGUACCUGUGUCCUUGACGGAGGCUGCCCUUGGUGUAAAACGGCCACCACCGUACCAGUGGGACCCUAUGGUGAGUGAAGAGAUAUGGGUUCCUCAGGAAAGGACAGCUCAGAGCUCAGUGCCCAACCCUCUAAAACCUACUCCUCUCAUCAUUGGUCAAACUCAACAUCUGGAUAUGUCUCGAGUGCCAUUUGUUUCCCCCAAGUCCCCAACCAGUCCCACUGCCACUUUCCAGGCGAGUUAUGGGGUUGGAGUACCUUACCCAGGAAGCUACAAUGCCCCUCCCCUUCAGGGAAUGCAGCCCCCCUGCUCCCCCAAAGAAGCUCUGGCCCCAACGCAGUUUGCACAGCAGGAGCCCACAGUUGUGCUUCAGCCAGGUUAUCCAUCCAACCUCUCCUAUUGCCCUUUGCCACCCAUGUAUCCGGGAAGUAGCGCCUGCUCUAGUUUACAGCUGCCACCAAUCGCCUUGCACCCCUGGAGCUCCUACAGCGCCUGUCCACCCGUACAGAACCCCCAGGGCACGUUGCCUCCCAAGCCACUCCUUGUGGUGGAGAAGCCGGUGAUGUCUCCUCCGCCGGCAGAGCUGCAGGGCCAUGUGGGUACAGAGGUAAUGGUGGAGACAGCAGACACCUUCCAGGAGGUACUCUCCUUGACAGAAAGCCCCGUUCCUCAAAGGACAGACAAAUUUGGCAAGAAGAGCCGCAAGCGCCUGGACAGUCGAGCCGAGGAAGGAAACGUGCAAGCUAUCACUGAGGGCAAGGUCAAAAAGGAGGCAAGGACGCUGACCGACUUCAAUUCGCUAAUAUCCAGCCCUCGGCUGGGGAGGGAGAAGAAGAAAGUCAAGAGCCAGAAAGACCAGCUGAAGUCCAAGAAGCUAAACAAAACGAAUGAGUUUCAGGACAGUUCAGAGAGUGAGCCAGAGCUUUUUAUCAGCGGGGAUGAACUGAUGAACCAGAGCCAGGGCAGCAAAAAGGGUUGGAAAACCAAAAGGAGUUUGAGGACAGCCAGUGAGCUGGACGAAUUCAAGUGCCGGAAGGCCAGCGAGAAGGAGGACGGGAGGCUGGGGAGCCAGGGCUUUGUGUAUGUGAUGGCCAACAAGCAGCCGCUGUGGAAUGAGGCAACUCAAGUCUACCAGCUGGACUUCGGAGGGCGGGUGACCCAAGAGUCAGCAAAAAACUUCCAGAUUGAGCUGGAAGGACGACAGGUGAUGCAGUUCGGAAGGAUUGAUGGCAAUGCUUACAUUUUGGACUUUCAGUAUCCAUUUUCUGCAGUGCAAGCCUUUGCUGUUGCUCUGGCUAAUGUAACUCAACGCCUCAAAUGAACAAGUAGAGACUGGAGAGAGGAAAUGUUAACCUUCUCAUAAAGUCCAAACCGGAAAAUGUCAGGGCAGCCUGCUUUAGGUGUGCAGAGGUGCCUGGGAGCAAAGAAGGCAGUAAAACUGGAAAAGUCUCUUGGUGCCCAACAGAAGGGCAUUAAACUCUAAUCAGUCACGGGGUAGAGGGUGGGGGGCUGUUUUCUGUUUUGGUUUUUUUGUUCGUUUGUUUGUUUUCAGGUGUUUUCUUUCUUUUUAAGCAUUGUGCUGGGUCUCAGAAAGAGCGAAGGGUUGAGAGCCAUUCAGUGUUACGUGGAGAAGUGUGGCUUUUGGCUUGUUGUGGUGGUUCUGCCGUGUUUGCUACAGUAGCUGAUAUAAGUUUAUAGAGGGAUUAAAAACAACUGCUCUUUUUGAUAGACUGCCUUAUAUCAUGCUGUUCUUUUUAAAACAGGGAACAUAACUUUUUUUCUGGUCCAGUUUGUACUACUACUACUAUUACUACUACUACGACUACAACAUCAGUGAUAGCAGCAAAAAAAAAGAAAAAAAGAAGCUAUGAUACUUGAAGACAUGUGUUUCUUCUCUGAUCUUUGACAAUAACUAAGCACCACAAGUUCCAUGGAGGCUUUAGGUCAAUGUGUAAUAUAUAAAUAAUGAUGUGUUAUUCAGAAGAGAAACAGUUGUUACCAAUGGGUGGUUUAAAAACCCAUGUAUCAAAGAAGUUGACGUCUGCUUGUUUUGUGUGCUGUUAUUGGGGAUAAACAUCUUUCAGCAGGUGACAGAAGAUAGAGGAGGAAAUAAUUACAAGCAUUGUAAUUCUUGUUAUUGGGGAUAAACAUGCUUCAGUAGGUGACAGAAAAUAGGGAGGGAGUAUCUAUGAACAUUGCUUCUUUGCUCAUGUUGAUCAGCAGUAUUCUCCGAUUUGGCCUGUAGUUGGGAGAGGUACAGUGUGACCACGUGUGCCUCCAGGGCCACACCUGUACAUGCUCCUCAUUCAGAUGUGUUUACACUUUAUAAACAAAGUUUUUCAACCCAAUGAGAAGGCCUAGUGUAUUCGGUCUUCUUAGCAAUUGGUAUGAAUCAAAUUCUACAAAAGUGUAUCAGUGCUUGAAUUAGGAAGUAGACAGAAGUAUAACGAGUCAUUAUAGGAGGCAAUUUCAUCAGGAAAGCACUUUCAUUACAAGAAACAACAUCAAGGCUGGAGAACAAGUGAGUUGAAAGAGGAAGGAAAAAUUGGACAGAAUCAUCCCUUUUAUCACCUUGCUACUUGAGUAGUCUUUGUGACUAUGGUUUGAGAAUAUAAUGCUCCAGAUAAGAGUGGGAAGCCAAAGUUUAGGUGGAGUGUUCUAGAGGAAGGCUUAAUAGCUGUAGCAUGGCUCUGCAGUUCUUUCUGGUGGACAUGCAGACCUGUUGAGCAUUUCAGAAGGGUUGCUUGCACAGAAGAGUUUCUGUGUUGUCCAUAUGUUGUGCACAUAUUUAUUUGCUUUCUCUCUUUCCUCCUUGCCUGCAUUUUGCUACAGAAUAUGUUUUUGUAUGGAAGUAGUUUCCCCAGUGAUACACAAAACCCAAAACUAUUCAUUUGAUUAUUUGGACAUUCAAUUACAAAACUUAGCUGCAGAUUUCCCUCAGAAAUUACUCUUCUGAAGUGAAAGGCACACUGAGAAAGAUAUAUUGGCUGAGGUGUCAAUGGGCUGCUUUGUCUUUGUCUUUCAUCCACAGUUCAACGUCUUACUUGAAAAACUUGAUAUAACUUAAGAUGAAUAGGUGUGAUUUUCUCUCUUUGCUUUUCUUAAAUCCUAACGGUAGGGCAGAUGUGCGUUGUGCUUGAUUCAUUCCAGAGGAACAUAUUACCUAAGAUAAGACCCUGCUGUAGUAGAAGUUACCAACACACAGUGAGCUUUUAACUUCUGCUCUGCUGAGGCUUCUAGAGCUGUGCAGCACAGAGGGGGUAAUGCCAGUCAGAGAGCAGUUUCAGAGUUGCCAAGGGAGAUGACAAGGCAGAUCAUCCACAGGUAAUGUCCUGCCGGGUAAGUCCAGCAAAAACCACAUGCAAGAUGGUUUCCUUGGAGCAAGAAAGCAGAAGUAGGAAGGAAGGAGGGGGAAAGUAGGUGGUACUGUGCCUGUGUAGUCCCAAAGCUCGGUGGCUUCUGCUUACGUGUGGAAGUGGUCAGGUGCGACAUUCUCCUUGUCAUCUAGCAGAUCGUCAUCUGCUUUAAUUAAUUAUUUUUGUUAAUUUCCAUCAGUUGUCUGGGCCCAUUUUUAUUCUUUCUCACAUGCAUGAUUUAUUCAGCAGUUUGAGUGCCUGUAUGUAUAAUGCGUGUGGAAUGGAGGAACCAAAAUGGGUUUGGUUCUGGUCCCUUUAAAAUCCAAGUGUUUCCCUUGGGUUUUUGUGGAGAAAGCCCUUUGUCUUAUAUUGAGUUACACGCUGUACAAACAGUGAGCUGAAUUCUCAGCCCACUGAUUCCAAUACACAAGGAGGAAAGCUGGCUGAUGAGAGUCCUUACCUGCCCUUAGGUCUGUGCUAACCAGUCAUACCCUAAUUAGAGUAUAACAGGCACACACUGAACAUGGUAAGAGAAGAAACAUACCAUGGCUUGCUUGCUGGCUGGCUGAGGAAAGGGCCGCUCAGUCACAUUAGACAUCUUCAGCUGGAAGGAACAUCACUGGUGGUUUUAAGCCAGAAUUCUCGUUAUGUGGAAACAACAUGAAUGGUUUUUCUGAACAAAAUAUAAUCCGAAUAGAAGGACUUCUCUGUGCAAUCUCUUUAACCUUCCAGGGGUCAGUAUUCCUCUUCACUUGGUUCAUUGCCAAACUUUUUCCGAUUAUCAGUAGGUUUAUGCUGAUGGAAAACCAAGAAAUGAAACCCAGUACAACAAGUAGCAGAGUUAGUGCUUUGGUUUCAGUGGCCCAGGUCAUGACUGGGUCCUUCUGAUGGCACUUACAAAGGGCCUUGGCACAGGAGAGACCUGGUUUCUGCCCCAGCAAAGCACAAGGAAUAAUUAUCAUAAAUGAGGGAAAAAAAUGCAAUUUCCAACAUCCUUCCCAUUUACUUGUCAGAACAUGCUAUAAGAUAAGAUUACCUUUUAUCUUUUUGAAAAUAAUUUGACAGAGUCCCUUUAUUCGAGGAUUUCAGUGGCGUAGAGAAUACCCAGUAUUAGAGAGAGAAAAUACUCUCAAAUAUGUAGAAUUUUAAUGAAAGGAAUGGGAAUUAUGUGAAUGUCUGAGCGUGCAACUGGAUCUUAAAUUAUACAGAGGACAAGAGAAAAUGGCAGUUGUUUUAUUUUUCACUGAGAUACAAUACAGGAAAAAAAUUUCAAAGCCCCCGUCCCCCAAAAUAAUCACUUAAAUCCUGAAGAUCACUAUUGCAUUCAGCCAGAAGAUAGAUGUUACAUUUUAUAUCUCUUUAGUAAAACCCAGGUUUUCUGUAGAUAACUAAGUUCUUCUAGGAAGAAUGUAGCAAAGUGUUGAGAAAUGUCUAGUUCUUUUAUACAUACAGUAAUUUCCAGUAGUUAAGUAUGUUUUUUCCAAAGUUGUUUUUUUUUAGUUGUGCAAUACUUACGACAGUCUAGGGGGUUUGUGGGUUUUUGGUUGGGUUUUAUUGUUGGGUUUGUUUGGGGGGUUUUUUGGUGUUUUUUUUUUUGAGGGAGUUUUGAGUGGGUUUUUUUAAAGAUAAUUUAAUGCAGAUCUGUUAAUGUCCAAAAGACAAAUUAUUUAUCUUGCAUAAUGUAAUAAGUGAUUUAGGGAUUAUUUUAUUACUAUGUAUCAGUGAGUUAUACACACUUUCUUAUUUAUAUUUAAAGAGCAUCUUUGUAAGUAAUUGUUUGCUAGCAGUAUGUUUUGCUGCAAGAAGUUAAAAAUGCAUAUAGGAAGACCUGGUUUUGCUGGAUAGCAUGCAAAAUUUUAUAAUGCAGGCAGGCAAAAGUAUUUUUCUGACAGCUGAACGCAGUGAGUUUGCUAUGGAGGACUGUGUAGACUACAAAGAGUGUAGAUGGGACCUGCAGAAACCUGUUCCUCUUCACUGUUUUCCUCCCGUGUUUCUAACUAUAUAUUUCAGUUGGGUGUGGUUUUAAAAAUGCAAGGUUCGAUUUGCUUUCCCUCUUCUUAGUAGAGUGCUUUUUCUUGAGAUAAUAAAAUAAGGUGGCUUACAUGGUAAAAAAGGAUAUAACCAUAUAGGCUCAGUUUGUAAAAAGCAGAGAUACAAGCAAACUGGCUUGGAAUAAGCUAGCUGAGGCACGAGAAAUAGUGUGGCAGUACAUGUGUUUUCCUCUGCUCAGACCAAUAACACUCCUCCUUCAGCUGGGCUCAGCUGAUUCUAGCACAGCCAUAGUGCUUCUGAUAUCUGAGCUAGCACUGUGCAGAGCUUUAUGGAGCUGAGCCCUGACGCUGCCUGCAGCAGCUUUGCUGCUUAAAGAUGCUCCGUCGGAGACCUGGUGGAGCAGGCUCAUCCUCCCCGCAUCCUUCUAGCUCAGUGCCAAGAGCAGCCUGCAGCUGCCACGGGCUUUGGGCUGCAGCAGCUUUGGGCUGCAGCAGCUUUGGGCUGCAGCAGCUUUGGGCUGCAGCAGCUUUGGGCAGAGAAAGCCCCGGUGCCAGCUAGUGGCCAUGGUGGCCAUUUGAAGUCAGAAUCGGCUCCACUGGAGUUGCGAAGGGAUGCAACACAGAACCUGAUUCUUUUGAAAAAAUAUGGCUGAUAUCCUCAAAAUAUAGCUCCUAACAGUCUAGAAAUUGAUACAUAAAGUCUGGUAUAAAGUGUACCAUGCAUGGAGUGGCAAAUUUUAGCUUGAAACAGCAAGAAUAUAAUGUUUCUGCUGCACCCUAAGAAACUGUGAGAAAGAGGGGGGUAAAAGAGGGGGGUAAAAGAGGGAAAAAAGGAAUUAUCGUGUUAAUAAUUUUGCACUCUGUUCCAGAGGCAGCAGUAAUAUGUGCCAUGGGCUGCCUGACUAUUGGUUGUAUGACAGUAAAUCUGUACACAGGUUCAUCUCAGUUAGAUAAACUUCCCUGAGAUGCAACCACAAGCAAAUCAGUUCUAAAUUUCUCUCUCCAGUUUUGUUCCAUUGAUUUUAUGAAGAUACAUGAAGGUGUACAGGUGUCAGACAAAGAUAUCUGACUUUGCUGAAGCCUUGAGCCUAUACUUUCCGUAGGUCCAGGCUUUCCUUGAUGUGUCUUUUUAGUGUUCUCGCAGAAGUUCCAAACACAUUUCGGAGCUUGUCUGAUUGUUGCCUCAGACAAUUUCUGUGCAUUUGCUUUUUGCAGCCUGAUGUGUGUGAUCCUAUGUUAUCUGGGUGCCCUGUUACCUGUCAGAAACAGUUCAAAGUCUCCCAUGAAGAGAGCAACACCUGCAAAAACUUAUUCGAUUGAGAGAAAAGGGAGAGAAGGCAGAGUAAACUUUUACUAGCUUUUAAGAAUGUGUUUCCCAGAGCAGCAGUUUGGAAAAUGCACAUUUCUGCGGAGCCCAAACCACUCCAGACCAGCAAGUCUGACUUGGAGAUUCGUAGUAACAGAUGAGUCACUUGUGCGACAUGCUGACAGAGGGCCGACUUCUAGCCUCACUACAUGGUUACACCAAGAUACAUAGGAGAGUAGAAUCAACCCAAAAUGACCUUUCCCUUUACUGUGGGAUUAUAAUGUAAGAAUGAUUUAAAUGACCCAUAUAUCCUCUUAAGAAAGUUAUAAAGCAUUAGCCAACAACUAUAUUGACAGUUCCAUAUAACCCCCCCUGAAGAAUGCUAGACGUAAAAUCCUGGGCACAGGGCAGUUAUUCAGAUUGUUGCCUUUUAUUCCCAUUUCUAGGAUUCCAUCACAGGAGAGCAAGCUGUUUAUGUUAUUUAGAGAUUGGCAUAAUGGUUUUCCCAGUAUAAGAGAGCAAAUGUUGUCAUACUGCUGACAAAAAUGGAAAAAUUCUGAAAGAUCAAUUUUUUCAUUUUCAAGUCCCUUCACCUUCAAGGCAAGCACAAUCCUCCAUCAGCAAAUACCAAUUUAGAGUCCUGCUACCCUCAGGAGUAGUCUGCAGGUAGGCACCACAGGUCCUCUUUGCAGGGUUGGAAUUUACUUGGACCAUUCUCGAAGGAAUGAGAUUAAUUUCUACUUGUGAACAAUGGGCUAUGUGAAUUAUUUUCUCUUUGUAUUUAUUUAGUUUUCUUCUGAAAAAGUCCUGCAGAGAAGUUUUAAGUUUAGAAGACUCAGCUUUCUGUGUUGCCUGAUAUCUCUGAAGAUGUAUCAGGAGAUAAUUUCUUUGGGCAGUUUGAUUGUUGCUGCAUCUAGAAAAUUAGGUUUUUAAGACAGAAGCAAUUAACCGCGUAAAAGAAUGAAGUAGGAUUCAGUGAAGCAAUUCUUGCUAAGAAAAUGAAAAACUUCACCCUUCAACUUUUGACUGUGCAAAUGGACCUAUAGUGAGAAAUUUGUGCUUCAAGGCAAAUUGAUUGUUGAGGAGCACUAUGCAAGUGCACAGUUUGCUGACCCAGAGCUGACUGCAGGAUAAAAACAACAUGAUUGUUGUCUCAUGAUGAGACUUAAAAUUAAAUAAAUGAAAAUACCAAAUACUUCCCUGUCCAGAGCGUUCAGUGAAAAAAUCAGAUAGUAUGAUGUUAAAGCCUGACAGUUUAUUCUUAAUCUUUGCCCUCCGGGAUUAUGUUACUGCAAAUUUAAAAAUAUGAUCUGAUUCAGCAAUUCUCAGUCCUGGUGAAUGUUGUCUAUUUGUGGAAUGUUUAUCUUACUGGCCAAGUAGAUGGUUUAAAGUAUGGAUUAAGAGUAAAGUAAUAAUAAAAGAAACAUUUUUGAACAAUGUGCAGACACCUGAGUUGCAAGUAUUUCAUCAGAAUCGUGCUCAGCUUGUAAUUCCUACCUAUGUUGUUUCAAGCUAUUUGUUCAGAACUUUCCUAAUUUUCCCUUUGUUUCUUUUGUUUGUUUGCUUGAUACGUGUUUUGCCUUUGGUUGCCUUUCAUUUCACUAUUUCUGCAUCCGCUGCUUCUUUUUUUGUGUGUGCGUUGUGUGUUUGGGGAAGGGUAUGUCUGUUCAAGAUCUCGUUGUUUAUUGUAGAUAAAAUAUAAGGUGUUGUGGAAUAGCAUGGGGAUGCAUUUGAUUGAAAAGGCACUGUAGUGUUUCCUGAAAAAGAAGGGGAGUUGCAUUUGUUUAUAAAUGCAUUACUUUGGUACUACAACUUUGAACAUGAUUUUGGAUUUUUUUUUCUUUUUUUUUUUUUUUUUUUAAUGAGCAUAUAGUCAUGCAGGUGCAUGCGUUCUUAAGCUAGCAAGCCCCGCAUGUUUUUCUUAUGGCUUUUGAAAAUUUGGUACACAGUCUGUGUACUUUUACAUACCUAUACUAUUUUUAAAAUAUAUUUUUUUGAAAACCAAGUUUUCUUUUUUGUUUUCUCCUCAGUAUACCACGGUAUACCUGGUUUCCACUGUACUUAGACUACCCUGAUCUGCCUCUCCCUUUAUGUAUCUUGUGUAAUAGAUUUUGCAGGAGGUGCCUAGAAAGCAUUGUUGGUUUCCCUAUAAAAAUGUGGUUUGUCCAAAUUCUUUACUGUCUACAUGAUUGAGCGAUGGACUGAUUGCCCUAUUUUUCCUUGAUGAUUUGAGUUGUAAGAGUUGUCCAGCUGUUGCUUAAUAAAAUUUUGCAGACUAGAAAUUC